Messenger RNA from Ceratotherium simum simum (southern white rhinoceros), 3546 nucleotides. RefSeq names its product metal regulatory transcription factor 1 (gene MTF1). Gene Ontology annotation, biological process: regulation of transcription by RNA polymerase II. Gene Ontology annotation, cellular component: nucleus. Lineage: Eukaryota; Metazoa; Chordata; Mammalia; Perissodactyla; Rhinocerotidae. The record is from RefSeq and is a predicted model, not a curated record.
UGACGUUCGGGGAAGGUGGGGGCAAUCAUGGUGCCGCUGGGGAGGGGAGAAGCUGCCGCUGCCGCCGUUGCCGGGAGCCGCGGAGACAGGUCGUUACCUUUCCAUUUCUCACAAUUGGGCUGAGCACGAUUGAACCAUGGGGGAACACAGUCCAGACAACAACAUCAUCUACUUUGAGGCAGAGGAAGAUGAGCUGACCCCCGAAGUCAAGAUGCUCAGGUUUGUGGAUAAAAACGGACUGGUGCCUUCCUCAUCUGGAACUGUUUAUGAUAGGACAACUGUUCUUAUUGAGCAGGACCCUGGCACUUUGGAGGAUGAAGAUGAUGAUGGACAGUGUGGAGAACACUUGCCUUUUCUGGUAGGGGGUGAAGAGGGCUUUCACCUAAUAGAUCAUGAAGCAAUGUCGCAGGGUUAUGUGCAACACAUUAUCUCACCAGAUCAGAUUCAUUUAACAAUAAACCCUGGUUCCACGCCCAUGCCGAGAAAUAUCGAAGGUGCAACCCUCACUCUGCAAUCGGAAUGUCCAGAAACGAAACGUAAAGAAGUAAAGCGGUACCAGUGCACCUUUGAGGGCUGUCCCCGUACCUACAGCACAGCAGGCAACCUGCGCACCCACCAGAAGACUCACCGAGGAGAGUACACCUUUGUCUGUAAUCAGGAGGGCUGUGGCAAGGCCUUCCUCACCUCCUACAGCCUCAGGAUCCAUGUGCGAGUGCACACGAAGGAGAAGCCAUUUGAGUGUGACGUGCAGGGCUGUGAGAAGGCGUUCAACACGCUGUACAGGCUGAAGGCACAUCAGAGGCUUCACACAGGGAAAACGUUUAACUGUGAAUCUCAAGGCUGCAGCAAAUACUUCACCACACUCAGUGAUCUGAGGAAGCACAUUCGAACCCAUACAGGAGAAAAGCCAUUUCGGUGUGAUCAUGAUGGCUGUGGAAAAGCAUUUGCAGCAAGCCACCACCUUAAAACUCACGUCCGUACACAUACUGGUGAAAGACCCUUUUUCUGCCCCAGUAACGGCUGUGAGAAAACAUUCAGCACUCAAUACAGUCUCAAAAGUCACAUGAAAGGUCACGAUAACAAAGGACACUCAUACAAUGCACUUCCAAAUCACAAUGGAUCAGAGGAUACGAAUCACACCCUUUGUCUGAGUGACUUGAGCCUUCUGUCCACAGAUUCUGAAUUGCGAGAAAAUUCCAAUACAACACAGGGCCAGGAUCUCAGCACAAUUUCACCAGCAAGCAUCUUUGAAUCAAUGUUCCAGAAUUCAGAUGAUACGGCCAUUCAGGAAGAUCCUCAACAGACAGCUGCCUUGAUUGAAAGUUUUAAUGGUGAUGCUGAGUCAGUCAGUGAUGUUCCACCAUCCACAGGAAAUUCAGCAUCUUUAUCUCUUCCACUUGUACUGCAGCCUGGCAUCUCCGAGCCACCCCAGCCUCUACUACCAGCCUCAGCACCGUCUGCUCCUCCGCCUGCUCCCUCCUUAGGAACUGGUUCCCAGCAAGCUGCAUUUGGCAACCCCCCUGCUCUCUUACAACCUCCAGAAGUGCCUGUUCUCCACAGCACACAGUUUGCUUCUAAUCAUCAAGAGUUUCUUCCGCACCCUCAGGCACCUCAACCCAUCGUACCAGGACUUUCUGUUGUUGCUGGGGCUUCUGCAUCAGCAGCAGCAGUGGCAUCAGCCGUGGCAGCACCACCCCAACCACAGAGUACUACUGAGCCCCUGCCAGCCAUGGUCCAGACUCUGCCCCUGGGUGCCAACUCUGUCCUGACGAAUAAUCCCACUAUAACCAUCACCCCGACUCCCAACACGGCUAUCCUGCAGUCCAGCCUAGUCAUGGGAGAACAGAACUUACAAUGGCUAUUAAAUGGUGCCACCAGUUCACCGCAAAACCAAGAACAAAUUCAGCAAUCAUCUAAAGUUGAGAAGGUGUUUUUUACCACUGCAGUACCAGUAGCCAGUAGCACAGGGAGCUCGGUACAGCAGAUUGGCCUCAGUGUUCCUGUGAUCAUCAUCAAACAAGAGGAGGCAUGUCAGUGUCAGUGUGCGUGCCGGGACUCUGCCAAGGAGCGGGCGGCCAGCAGGAGAAAGGGCUGUUCUUCCCCACUCCCUCCAGAGCCAAGCCCCCAGCCUCCUGAUGGGCCUGGCCCGAAGCUACCGCCACAGACGUUUUCCCCACCGCCUGUCCCUCUGUCGUCAUCCUCCACCAUACCUUCUUCCUGUGAGCAAAGCAGACCAGCAGAGACUCCUUCAGACCCUCAGACAGAAACGUUAAGUGCCAUGGAUAUGUCCGAGUUUCUGUCCCUCCAGAGCCUGGACACCCCGUCCCAUCUGAUUCCCAUUGAAGCACUACUGCAGGGGGAGGAGGAGACGGGCCUGACCGGCAGCUUCUCCAAGUGAAAGGCCUGCGUGUGCUCACCUCCGCAGAGAGAGGCCACGCAGGAAGCGUGAGGUGCGAUGCUACCAGCAUAGGGUCAGCAGUUGGAAGGAUGAAGAAAUCUACUGUUUGAAAUCCUCAUUUUUCAGACGUAUUUUCUUUAUUCAUAUCCCAGGAGCAUCCAUUUUAAGGAACUGAUCUUUGGGGAAAAAAAAACAAAAACAACAAAACAAAAAAAAAGCUAAGUUAUAAAUGAACUGUUUGGCUGCACUGUAUGUCACUUUUGCUUAUUGUCAUGUGAACUUGGAAAUUAAGGUUACUCGUAUGCAUAAAAAUUCUCAAUGAAAGGGUGUGGUUUCCAUCAAUCAGAUGCUGCCCAUCACUUGCACUGGGGUCUUUGUGGUUUGGGCAGUAGAGUUCAGUGUGUUGGGCGUUGCUCCUCCCUGUGUGUCUUUUGAGUGUGAGGCUGAAGCUUGCUUGGAAGGCCAGACCCUCGCUCCAUCAGAGAGGGAAGUGGCAGAGGCAGGUCAGACCCCUGUGAGCCAGACAGGGAUUGGGUAAGAUGGCUUUGUUGUUUGCGCUUGGUGUUGUGGAGCUCAGGGGGGCUAUGGCGGGGGUCGUCCUGCAGCCAGCUUCAGCACACAGGGGCAGCUGAAAGCCAGGCCCGAGCCUGUGGGGACGCUCGGGUUCUGCAGGGGCCCGAGGCAAGUUGUUGACUGCUGUCUAUGGAUGGCAGGUGUGCAGAGCCGGCUCUAGCGGCAUCAUCAGAGUCUUUGCCUUCCUGGUUCUCUCUCUCAGUUGGUUGCUGGGGCUUGCAGAUCGCGGUGAAUUUUUCUUGGGAAACAUCCCUGUUUUGUCCUAGAGUGGACAUGUGGCUUAUGGCCAGCUGCUGGUCGGUGGUCUGCCUUCCUUUAAUGGUAUUUUCCUUCUCAGAGCAGGAGAGCUGCAUUUUGCUUCUCAGGAGAAGGUGCGGCUUUAAGGGAGUUUUUUUUAAGGUGCAUGUAAUUGGCAGGCCAAGUGUGCUGGUUCCAGGUUCAGCAGGCUUUUGAUUGCCCCCUCCCAUCUCUGCCUCUCACCUCUCUGGAUUUUGCAUACAGCCUAGUACAGUGCAAAGAAGGAUGUGACUUGCUCAGCUUAGUCAUAUGAUUUCUAAACAAAAACAAAAAAACAA